This is a messenger RNA of Urocitellus parryii (Arctic ground squirrel), 2132 nucleotides long. RefSeq names its product cyclin dependent kinase 6 (gene Cdk6). Gene Ontology annotation, biological process: protein phosphorylation; regulation of G2/M transition of mitotic cell cycle; cell dedifferentiation. Gene Ontology annotation, cellular component: nucleus; cytoplasm; cyclin-dependent protein kinase holoenzyme complex. The record is from RefSeq and is a predicted model, not a curated record. NCBI's taxonomy places the organism in Eukaryota, Metazoa, Chordata, Mammalia, Rodentia, Sciuridae. Gene Ontology annotation, molecular function: cyclin binding; cyclin-dependent protein serine/threonine kinase activity; ATP binding.
CUGCUCCGCGCGCGGUGGACACGUGCGGAGGUCUGAGUGACACUCGUAGCCCCCUCGGGAGGCCCGACGCGCCUGGGCCCCUCAGGUGCAAAGAUUGUGGACCGAGACGCGUUCGGACAGAGACUAUGUAAUCGGUGCGGUGUCUGUGUAGAGGACUUCGCUUCGGGGAGGGAAGAGGAGGGAUCCACUCGCUCCUCCGGCGGCGACUCGGCAGGCGGAGUUUCGCGGCGGCACCAGGGUUACGCCAGCCGGCGGAGAGGUCGCUCCAUCCAGUCCAGCGGCCGCGAGAGCCCCUGAGUCCGAGCGCCGGAGCCAGCGGGGGCGAGGGCGAGCAAGACCGAGCUCCGGGAGCACCGGAGGAGACUAGCGAACCAACCGCACCCCCGCCCGCCCCAGCUGCGCCGUGCCGGGAGGCGUCAAGGCGACAUGGAGAAGGACGGCCUGAGCCGCGCGGACCAGCAGUACGAGUGCGUGGCGGAGAUCGGGGAGGGCGCCUAUGGGAAGGUGUUCAAAGCCCGCGACCUGAAGAACGGAGGCCGGUUCGUGGCACUGAAGCGCGUGCGGGUGCAGACGGGCGAGGAGGGCAUGCCGCUCUCCACCAUCCGCGAGGUGGCGGUGCUGAGGCACCUGGAGACCUUCGAGCACCCCAACGUGGUCAGGCUGUUUGAUGUGUGCACAGUGUCACGAACAGACAGAGAAACCAAACUAACACUAGUGUUUGAACACGUUGAUCAAGACCUGACCACUUAUCUGGAUAAAGUUCCGGAGCCUGGAGUGCCUACAGAAACCAUAAAGGAUAUGAUGUUUCAGCUUCUCCGAGGUCUGGACUUUCUUCACUCUCACCGAGUAGUGCACCGUGAUCUAAAACCACAGAAUAUUCUGGUGACCAGCAGUGGACAAAUAAAACUGGCUGACUUUGGCCUUGCCCGCAUUUAUAGUUUUCAGAUGGCCCUUACCUCAGUGGUCGUCACGCUGUGGUACCGAGCUCCGGAGGUCUUGCUCCAGUCCAGCUACGCCACCCCCGUGGAUCUCUGGAGUGUUGGCUGCAUAUUUGCAGAAAUGUUUCGCAGAAAGCCUCUUUUUCGUGGGAGUUCUGAUGUCGAUCAACUAGGAAAAAUCUUGGAUGUAAUUGGACUCCCAGGAGAAGAGGACUGGCCUAGAGACGUUGCCCUUCCCAGGCAGGCUUUUCAUUCCAAAUCUGCCCAACCCAUUGAGAAGUUUGUAUCAGAUAUCGACGAACUUGGCAAAGACCUGCUUCUGAAGUGCCUGACAUUUAAUCCAGCCAAAAGAAUAUCUGCCUACAGCGCCCUGUCUCACCCAUACUUCCAAGACCUGGAGAGGUGCAAGGAGAACCUGGAUUCCCACCUGCCGCCCAGCCAGAACCCCUCAGAGCUGAACACAGCCUAAGGUCCCCGUGGCUAUCUUGAGCUGAUCAUCUGGAGAAUACCCKUAGUGGCUGUUGGGUCCCCCUGAGCAGAGCUAUUGAAGGUCACUGUCUGGAGGCCUUCCAGCUGCCAUCUUUUGGAUGGGUUCUGCUUCUUCAAGGAAACCGCCUAGUUUACUGUUUUGGAAUCAAUGCAAGAGUGAUUGCAGCUUUAUGUUCAUUCAUUUGUCUGUCUGUUUAUUUCAAGAACCUGGAAAAAUUCCAGAAGAAGAGAAGCUGCUGACCAAUUGUGCUGCCAUUUCAUAUUUCUAACCUUGAAUGCUGCCAGUGUGAAGUGGGUGAUCCAGGCACAGCUGAGUUAUGAUGUAACCUCUCUGCAGCUGCUGGGCCUGAUUUGGUACUUUUGAGUGUGUGUGUACAUGUGUGUAAGAGAGAUUCUGUGAUCUCUUAAAGUGUUACUUUUUGUAAACGACAAGAAUAAUUGAAUUUUAAAGACUCAAGGUGACCGAUAAAAUUCCAGACGCUGUUCACUGAAGGUGAUUCACCAGAAUGAUCUUCUCAAAUUAGAAAGUUGAGCCUAUGUCCUCAGCAUUUCUGUUCUGGCCAAAAGGAGUAAAUUUGUUAGCAGUUAAAGGUGAAGUUUUAGACACACAGCAAAAAGGAAGAAAAAAAUUCUAAUAUCCUUUAAGAGACCUGUUUUUUAAAGCAUGCAUUCUAUUUACUCUUUUGAAACUGAAUUUACUUGUUG